AUGACCAAAGCCUCUGCCCUUGCGACGGCCCUCUGGCUUGCAUUCGCCAGCAGCCCCAGUCAUGCUGCUCCUUCAAACUCAACCAUCCGAUUUCAACAUUGGCCCGCCAACGCGUCGGUGGCGCUCAGCACCAUGAUCUCGAAAAAUGCCAAUCAGAGCAACUAUGCCGUCUUCGACAUGGACAACACGAGCUACCGUUACGAUAUCGAGGAAUCGCUCCUCCCUUUCUUAGAGAACCGGGGCAUUCUGACGCGCGACAACCUGGAUCCGACUCUCCAGUUGAUUGAAUUCAAGGACACCGCAAACUACACCGAGUCUCUCUACAGCUACUACGUCCGCCUAUGCGAGGUUGACGACUUCAUCUGCUACCCGUGGAUCGCGCAGGUCUGGUCUGGCUUCACAUUGCGGGAGCUGAAGGUCUACGUCGACGAGCUCAUGGCAUACAACACCACAAUCCCUACCAAAUACUGGGAUGGUGAUGAGGUGGUGACAGCCAGCGUCAACACGCCAAAGAUCUUCCGCGGUCAAGUCGAGUUGUACAAUGCGUUGAUGGACAAUGGCAUCGAUGUCUACGUUAUAAGCGCAUCAUCGGAAGAACUCGUUAGAAUGGUCGCAUCGGACCCCAAAUAUGGAUAUAACGUCAAGCCAGAAAAUGUCAUUGGCGUGACGACGAUGUUGAAGAACGCAUCUUCGGGUGCACUUACAAAUUCGCGGAUGCAAAUCGUCGCUGGCGACUACGACCAGGAAGCGAACCUUGAUCUGGUUAUGGGAACAUAUCUCUGGACGCCUGCGACAUGGUAUGCCGGAAAGUGGGCCGCGAUUUUGACAUACAUUGAUCAGUGGAAAAGGCCAGUCUUGGCUGCUGGCGAUACUCCCGGAAGUGAUUCGUACAUGCUCUUCCAUGGUGUGGACACUGCGAAGGGUGGUAUUCACUUGUGGAUCAACCGGAGGGAUGCGUAUUAUGAGAGACUUCAAAAGGAAAUGACUGAUAACGCGGCGGCUCAGAGGGCAAAUGGUAGGGAGGUCACUGCAGACAAGAACUGGGUCGUCGUCAAGCCAACGGAUAUCUUGUAG
Molecule: messenger RNA, 1074 nt
Organism: Dothidotthia symphoricarpi CBS 119687
Lineage: Eukaryota; Fungi; Ascomycota; Dothideomycetes; Pleosporales; Dothidotthiaceae
Exons: 1
Coding region: 1-1074 (357 amino acids)
Source: RefSeq, a predicted model, not a curated record